This is a messenger RNA of Blepharisma stoltei, 300 nucleotides long. NCBI's taxonomy places the organism in Eukaryota, Ciliophora, Heterotrichea, Heterotrichida, Blepharismidae. The record is from the annotation of a GenBank genome assembly.
AUGUGGAACUAUUGGGAAAGAAAUUUGCAACAAGCUCAUGAAGCUAUCAGUAAUGCAGGGGAAGUCAACUCUAUAAAAGACUCAUCUAAGUUUCUGCCUUCUAGACAGGUAUCAAGGAUGAUGAAGCAGCAUUGGGAAGUCAUGGAUUUUUGCGGCAUAUCAGAGAACGAGGAAGAAUGGCUAAAUGGUACAGAUAUUGUUCUCAAUGCAGAAGGAUACUUGAUGCCACCAGAAGAGUUCUUUUCUGACUAUGAAGUUGAGGAUGAUUACUGAAGCAACUACGAUGACCAUGAUGAAUAA